AUGGCUAGGCAGAAGAAAAUGGGGCAAAGCAUGCUCCAGCUGGUCUUCUUUUUAGUCCUGGGUCUUUUGGGUCAUUCUCACGGAGGAUUCCCCAACACCAUCAGCAUAGGUGGACUUUUCAUGAGAAACACGGUGCAGGAGCACAGCGCUUUCCGCUUUGCCGUGCAGUUAUACAACACCAACCAGAACACCACCGAGAAGCCCUUCCAUUUGAAUUACCACGUAGAUCACUUGGAUUCCUCCAAUAGUUUUUCUGUGACUAACGCUUUCUGCUCCCAGUUCUCAAGAGGGGUGUAUGCCAUCUUUGGAUUCUAUGACCAGAUGUCAAUGAACACUCUGACCUCCUUCUGUGGGGCCCUGCACACGUCUUUUGUCACGCCCAGCUUCCCAACUGAUGCAGAUGUGCAGUUUGUCAUCCAGAUGCGCCCAGCCUUGAAGGGCGCUAUUCUGAGUCUUCUGGGCCACUACAAGUGGGAGAAGUUUGUGUACCUCUAUGACACAGAAAGAGGAUUUUCCAUCCUCCAAGCAAUUAUGGAAGCAGCAGUGCAAAACAACUGGCAAGUGACAGCAAGGUCUGUGGGAAACAUAAAGGAUGUCCAAGAAUUCAGGCGCAUCAUUGAAGAAAUGGACAGGAGGCAGGAAAAGCGAUUCCUCAUUGACUGUGAAGUCGAAAGGAUUAACACGAUUUUGGAACAGGUUGUGAUCCUGGGGAAACAUUCAAGAGGUUAUCACUAUAUGCUUGCUAACUUGGGUUUUACUGAUAUUUUGCUAGAAAGAGUCAUGCAUGGGGGAGCCAACAUUACAGGAUUCCAGAUUGUCAACAAUGAAAACCCUAUGGUUCAGCAGUUUAUACAGCGCUGGGUGAGACUGGAUGAAAGGGAAUUCCCUGAAGCCAAGAAUGCACCGCUAAAGUAUACAUCUGCAUUGACACACGACGCAAUAUUGGUCAUAGCAGAAGCUUUCCGUUAUCUGAGGAGGCAGCGAGUGGAUGUGUCCCGAAGAGGCAGUGCUGGAGACUGUUUGGCAAAUCCUGCUGUGCCCUGGAGUCAAGGAAUUGAUAUUGAGAGAGCUCUGAAAAUGGUACAAGUACAAGGAAUGACUGGAAACAUCCAAUUUGACACUUAUGGACGUAGGACAAAUUAUACUAUCGAUGUGUAUGAAAUGAAAGUCACUGGCUCUCGAAAAGCUGGCUACUGGAAUGAAUAUGAAAGGUUUGUGCCCUUUUCGGAUCAGCAAAUCAGCAAUGACAGUGCAUCCUCAGAGAAUCGGACCAUAGUGGUGACUACCAUUCUGGAAUCACCAUAUGUUAUGUAUAAGAAGAAUCAUGAGCAGCUGGAAGGAAACGAGCGAUACGAAGGCUAUUGUGUAGACUUAGCCUAUGAAAUAGCCAAACAUGUAAGGAUCAAAUACAAACUGUCCAUUGUUGGCGAUGGGAAAUAUGGUGCAAGGGAUCCGGAGACUAAAAUAUGGAAUGGCAUGGUUGGGGAACUUGUCUAUGGGAGAGCUGAUAUAGCUGUUGCUCCACUCACUAUAACACUGGUCCGUGAAGAAGUAAUAGAUUUCUCAAAGCCAUUUAUGAGCCUGGGCAUCUCCAUCAUGAUAAAGAAGCCUCAGAAGUCAAAACCAGGAGUAUUCUCAUUUCUGGAUCCCUUGGCUUAUGAAAUCUGGAUGUGCAUCGUCUUCGCUUACAUUGGAGUCAGUGUAGUUCUUUUCCUGGUCAGCAGAUUCAGCCCUUAUGAAUGGCACCUGGAAGACAACAAUGAAGAACCUCGUGACCCACAAAGCCCUCCUGAUCCUCCAAAUGAAUUUGGAAUAUUUAACAGUCUUUGGUUUUCCUUGGGUGCCUUUAUGCAGCAAGGAUGUGAUAUUUCUCCAAGGUCGCUCUCUGGGCGCAUUGUUGGAGGGGUUUGGUGGUUCUUCACCCUGAUCAUAAUUUCUUCCUAUACUGCCAAUCUUGCUGCUUUCCUGACUGUGGAGAGGAUGGUUUCUCCCAUAGAGAGUGCUGAAGACUUAGCUAAGCAGACUGAAAUUGCGUAUGGGACCCUGGACUCCGGAUCAACAAAAGAAUUUUUCAGAAGGUCCAAAAUUGCUGUCUAUGAGAAAAUGUGGUCUUACAUGAAAUCAGCAGAGCCAUCUGUGUUUACCAAAACAACAGCAGACGGCGUGGCCCGAGUGCGGAAGUCCAAGGGGAAGUUUGCCUUCCUGCUGGAGUCAACCAUGAAUGAGUACAUUGAGCAGAGAAAACCAUGUGAUACGAUGAAAGUUGGUGGAAAUCUGGAUUCGAAAGGCUAUGGUGUGGCAACCCCUAAAGGCUCAGCAUUAAGAACGCCUGUAAACCUUGCAGUAUUGAAACUCAGUGAACAAGGCAUCUUAGACAAGCUGAAAAACAAAUGGUGGUACGAUAAGGGGGAAUGUGGAGCCAAGGACUCCGGGAGUAAGGACAAGACCAGCGCUCUGAGCCUCAGCAAUGUGGCAGGCGUUUUCUAUAUACUUGUCGGAGGUCUGGGGCUGGCCAUGAUGGUGGCUUUGAUAGAAUUCUGUUACAAAUCACGGGCAGAGUCCAAACGCAUGAAACUCACAAAGAACACCCAAAACUUUAAGCCUGCUCCUGCCACCAACACUCAAAAUUACGCUACAUACAGAGAAGGCUACAACGUGUAUGGAACAGAGAGUGUUAAGAUCUAGGGAUCCCCUCCCACCAGAAGCAUGUGAUAAGAGGAAUCACCGAAAACACGGCUGCUUCAAGGAUCCUGAGCCAGAUUUCACUCUCCUUGGUGUCGGGCAUGACACGAAUAUUGCUGAUGGUGCAAUGACCUUUCAAUAGGAAAAACUGAUUUUUUUUUUCCUUCAGUGCCUUAUGGAACACUCUGAGACUCACGACAAUGCAAACCAUCAUUGAAAUCUUUUUGCUUUGCUUGAAAAAAAUUAAAAUAAAACCAACAAAAAAAAUGGACAUGCAAGAUUCCAGUAUGUGAAUAAAAUUUAAAAAAGUCAAUUCAACAAAAGCCAUUCUUUGAUACCACUGCACAGUAUACAAACACCAUGUUCUUUAAUACACACACACAAAUUUAAAAUUCCAAUUCAGCGAAUAGGCCCAUCUUAGCUAAAAUAAUUUCUCCUGAAAAUAAAAUCUUUGA
Messenger RNA from Pteronotus mesoamericanus, 3137 nucleotides. RefSeq names its product glutamate ionotropic receptor AMPA type subunit 3 (gene GRIA3). Gene Ontology annotation, cellular component: AMPA glutamate receptor complex; plasma membrane; dendritic spine. Gene Ontology annotation, molecular function: AMPA glutamate receptor activity; transmitter-gated monoatomic ion channel activity involved in regulation of postsynaptic membrane potential. NCBI's taxonomy places the organism in Eukaryota, Metazoa, Chordata, Mammalia, Chiroptera, Mormoopidae. The record is from RefSeq and is a predicted model, not a curated record. The transcript has 16 exons. Bases 1 to 2685 code for a protein of 894 amino acids. Gene Ontology annotation, biological process: synaptic transmission, glutamatergic; modulation of chemical synaptic transmission; monoatomic ion transport.